GAAAUUUAGAGUCCCGUACUAUUCCUGCAGAAAUUCGCAGGAAUUGUAGUUCGAUCGAUCGCUCAGUCUGCCGUUGUCAUUUUUACACUAAAUUGUUUAGAUUUUGAGUGUCAAUUGUAGUUGAAGAGCAGUCGAAAAAGGUUUAUAAAGAACAGACAUUCCUUAAAUAAAAAUAAUUUAUUUUAGUGUUGUUAGUAAAAAAAUUAAAGUCGAAUAAAAAAAUAAAAAAGUGAAGUGUAAAGUAAUUUAUAAGGUAUUAAUGUAUCAAUUGUAAUCAAUCAAUAUAAUAUUAACGUUAAAAAAUUUUGCAAGUGAAAUAAAACAAAUAAUAAUAAUAAAGAAGUUAUAAUAAUAAAAAAAUAAUAAAUAUAAAAAUUGCGAAAUAAAAAGUAAUAAAUUACAGAAGGCAAUAUGGAUGGUCCGAACCCAAAACGAAUUAAAAAGACUUGCUACAAUCAAGUAUAUACAGAAAAGGCAUGUAAAUGCGAAGAUAAGGAAGCUUUAAAGGCUUUCUUCGAAGAACUGAUGGAAAGAAAAAUGAGCCAAAUUUCUGCACAGUACCAAGUGCUCCUAGAAGAAGUAGCGCAGCAGAAAGUCCUCAUUCAGCAGCUUCUGAAAGAACGCACCGAUGACUCAUCGAUAAUGAGAGAAUUUCCAAUUAAAAACAAAACAGAUUUGGGCCGAAUUAAUGAAAAUAUAGAAGUUCGCGGAAAGAAGAACUACAUCAAAUGUAUGACUCAAAUUCUCCAGGGUUCUGGAGUGGUGAAAAACCUGAAGAAUAUUAUAACAGACGAAUUGGCCAUGCAGUACAAUAUUGAUGGAGUGUUGGGCAAAGAUUCGCUCAAAAGCUUUACAAAUUUUUUCGACGCCCUUAUUGAGUCCAUUCCUACCGGGAUAGAGGCUGGAUCGCCAGAGAAUCAACUGCGCCAAGCCCUUCAGCGUAAAAAAAAACGCGUAAUAAAAAAAAAUCAUUUAGUAAAUAAAGAAAAUAAAUGAUUAAUAAAUAACAAUAUAAUGUAAGAUAGAACAUAUUUUAAAACUACUAAGUAAGAAAAUUAAUUAAAAAAUACAUAUGUAUAUAUAUUUGAAUUUAAUAAAUCUAUUGCUUUG
Messenger RNA from Bactrocera dorsalis (oriental fruit fly), 1110 nucleotides. RefSeq lists its product as uncharacterized. The transcript has 4 exons. The record is from RefSeq and is a predicted model, not a curated record. The coding region runs from base 412 to 996 and encodes 194 amino acids. Lineage: Eukaryota; Metazoa; Arthropoda; Insecta; Diptera; Tephritidae.